AUGAUCCAAGCCCUCGAAAGCACUCCUAUCCAUGGACGGGAUAAUAUUGGUGGCACCUUAGACGAAAUGAUGUUAGAUCUGCAGACAAAAGCGCAAGAACAUGCGAAGCAAAUCGAGCAACUAAUGACUGAAAUUGAAAACUUGCGGAAUGACGGAAAAAUUCUCAGGGACGACAACAAGAAAUUGAAGAAUAACUUUGAGAACAUAAGGAAGGACCACGAAAACCUCAAGUCCAGCUUCCAGGAACAUCUCCGGGAAAGGGACAAACUUAAACUUCAACUGAACACCACCGAAGGAAGACUCCAAUAUCUGGAGGCUAUUAGCCUACAAAUAGCUCCCCAAACAUGUCAGACGCUGGCAGACCUGGGGGUGACACAGACAGGAAAAUAUUUCGUGGAUCCUGACGGGGUGUCAAUCGGCGAUGCACCCAUCAAAGUGCUCUGUGACAUGGAGACAGAUCCAGUAUCCACGAUCGUUCUCCACGAUUCGAUGGCCGAUACGAUGAUCGAUCCCUGUGCUGGUCCUGGCUGCUACCGUCGGAAAAUCAAGUACGAUGCGUCGCUCAAACAGAUGGUGGCUUUGAUCAAUCAGUCGACGCAUUGCAGUCAGGAAAUAAGGUUCGACUGCUUAUCAACGGCCUUGAGUAUUGGAGAAAGGCGGCAGGCAUGGUGGGUGGACCGACACGGGAAUCCUCAGGAUUACUGGGAUGGGUCAAACGGAGAAAAACACGUAUGCAGAUGUGGUCUCUCCAACAACUGUACGGACAAAGCACUGUCGUGCAACUGCGACGCAAAAGCCCCACAAUGGGAGUCUGACUCGGGAGCGAUCAUCAACCGAACUUCCCUCCCCUUAACUGAGCUGCGAUUCGGGGGAUUACAAUUUGCGGGUCAGAAGGCGAAAUACACUCUGGGCGGAUUAGCUUGUAGAGGCAAGGCUUCUUCGUCGUCGGAGAACCCAGCGGAAUCGUGCUCAUCUCUCCGCCGAACUGGAAACACUCGUUCGGGUUAUUACCUGAUCCAGAAAAAAAACGGACGAUUGGACGUCGUCCUCUGUCGGAUGGACUUUGAGGACUCCGAUGCGGGAUUCCAGCUGGAUACAGGUGCCCGAAUCAUUGUGAAAGGAGUCUAUUUUGAUGCCUACCUCACAAGUCACUUGCACAAAGAAGGAGUAAUUACCUUCAGUGGGACCGUGGUGAACAUAGGCAACGGAAUGGUUUCGAGCACCGGGAUUUUCACCGCACCCCUAGACGGAAUUUAUGCCUUCCAUUUUCAUUAUCUGGGUUAUGGCGAUGUAAGCACCCGGGUAGAUCUCAGACGAAACCGAGUGAUCAAAGGAGCUAUGGUUGCGAGACCCAAUGAAAGCGAAAUCCCGAGCCAAGCGAUCUUCCUCAGUCUCAAUUUGGGCGACGAAAUAGACUGGCGCCGCAUCAUCCAACUCCGACGGGCUUCCCAACCUCGGCUUGUCUUCGGCACUAUAGUUUCCGAACUUGAAGCGAGCGAACCGAUUGAAGCUCGUCUUCUCGCUGAUGACUCCUUCCCCAAACGCCUGGCACAGACGGCGAUGGGCGUCGACUGCCUUCUCUCCCAGACGGAACUCAUCGAGGAAGCAGGUGCAGAGGUGGUCGAACUUCUGGCUCAUACUUGGCGGUGA
Molecule: messenger RNA, 1650 nt
Organism: Darwinula stevensoni
Lineage: Eukaryota; Metazoa; Arthropoda; Ostracoda; Podocopida; Darwinulidae
Source: the annotation of a GenBank genome assembly